Mesitornis unicolor (brown roatelo) is the source of this 246-nucleotide messenger RNA. It is a transcript of the gene PROK1, whose product is annotated as prokineticin 1. Lineage: Eukaryota; Metazoa; Chordata; Aves; Mesitornithiformes; Mesitornithidae. The record is from RefSeq and is a predicted model, not a curated record. The transcript is spliced from 3 exons. The annotation marks the transcript as partial.
GCCUGCGAGCGGGACCCUCAGUGCGGCCCCGGGACCUGCUGCGCCGUCAGCCUCUGGCUGCGGGGGCUGCGGAUGUGCACCCCCCUGGGGCAGGAAGGGGACGAGUGCCACCCGUUCAGUCACAAUGUCCCCUUUUUCGGCAAGCGCCAGCACCACGCCUGCCCCUGUUUGCCCAAUUUCGUCUGCUCUCGGUUCCUCGCCGGCCGCUACCGCUGCUCCAUCAACUUCAAGAACGUGGAUUUUUAG